AUGAAGAAAAAGGUCACUGACCUGGGAUUUGGGGGCUUAGGUGAGUUAACCUGCCCUCAAGUUCCAACGUGGAACCGCCAGGGGAGCCCUCGACAUUUGAAACCCAUGGCGCCAGACUUAGUUGAAUUGGAUUUAGAGUCUGAAGACAUGGGUUCUAACCCUGGAGAACUUACUAUCUUUGUAGUUUGGGAAGAGACUUUAAAGAAGAUGAAGAAGUUCAAACGGAAGAAAAGACACCGAAACAGGAGCCCAAGCAGCGAACACAUGAACUCUAGUGACAUCGACUCUACCGUGAAAAAGAGCCCAAAGGAAAAAGUCAUUGAAGGAGAUGAAAAUAAAGAGAUGCCCAAUCUUCACUGUGAGCUUUGUACUGGGGAUAAAGCAUCUCCUGGACAGCAAGGGCAGAUCCACUGGCACCAUACCACAUCCAAGCCUCAUAUUUGUGAACUGUGCCAAAAGCAAUUCCAGAGCCCUUCCAACCUCAAAAUGCACAUGAGAUGUCACACUGGAGAGAAGCCUUAUUCUUGCAAAACAUGUGGAAGGUGUUUUUCAGUUCAGGGGAACUUACAGAAACACGAACACAUUCAUCUUGGGGUCAAAGAAUUCGUCAGUUUAGAUACAGAUUAGUCAUAUUGCAGUAUUGCAUUCACUUUAAAUGAAACCCUCAAAAUCCAUGAAAGAAUCCACACAGGUGAGAAACGUUAUCAUUGUCAGUUCUGUUUGCAGAGCUUUCUGUAUCUGUCCACCAAAAGGAAUCAUGAGCAGAAGCCCAUCCAUGAGCAUAAUGGAAAGGGUUAUGCCUGCUUUCAGUGCCCCAAAAUUUGCAAAACAGCAGCCACCCUGGGGAUGCACCAAAAGAAACAUUAA
This is a messenger RNA of Sarcophilus harrisii (Tasmanian devil), 867 nucleotides long. Its product is annotated as zinc finger and BTB domain-containing protein 38-like. The record is from RefSeq and is a predicted model, not a curated record. Lineage: Eukaryota; Metazoa; Chordata; Mammalia; Dasyuromorphia; Dasyuridae. Gene Ontology annotation, biological process: regulation of transcription by RNA polymerase II. Gene Ontology annotation, molecular function: DNA-binding transcription factor activity, RNA polymerase II-specific; RNA polymerase II cis-regulatory region sequence-specific DNA binding.